UUGCUUGCCACGGCGAAAGUUGUCUUCUUACAAUACUAAACUCUGGAUGGAAACAUCUAAGAAUUCCCCAAAAGCUCAUACCGUAAAAAAGGGUAGUCGAAAAUUUCCCAGAAAGAAUAGAAAUUCAUCGACUCAAUUGGCAUCUUCUAAACAAAAUGGUCCGGAUACCGAGCAUACCAACACAACUUCUGCUGCUGCAGACAAUGUUGGUUUAGAGAAAGGAUCAUCAACAGUCUCUUUGUCAGCCGAUGCUCCUAGUUUCGUCCCAGGCGUGGGUUUGGUAAAGGAACCUGCAUCUGAAAACCCAUCCAUCGAGACAAAUGGGCCGCCGUCGAAUGUAGAAAGAGCGGAACCAAAUAAAAACAAGAACAGAAAUAGAAAUAGAAAUAGAAAAAAGCAGACUAAUAACAAAAGUCAAGAAAAGGCUUCUUUACCAAAGAAGGUUGACAGUGAUUCUGCUAAACGAUCCGGCGAUAUUGCGUCUUCCAAAAAGAAUUCAAGAGAUCGUGAGAAAAACCUCAAUAAUGCGAACAGUGAAAAGCAAAAUGAGGUAGAAAAACCUAAAGAAGAAUUGAAGGCUUCUAAAGGAAAAAAGAGAGAAGGACCUAGAAAGCCAAAGGAGAGCAUUGAUCUUUCUAAACUUGAUAUGACUUCGAGAAUGAUUUUUGAGAUAAAAAAAAUGCUGUACGAAUGUAGCGUUUGUACUGACAUUGUGAGACCAAGUACCCCUGUUUGGAGCUGCUCGACAUGUUUCCAUGCAUUUCAUUUAAAAUGUACUAGGAAAUGGAUGAAAAAUUCUAUUGAGCAAAGGAAUGAGUCGGUCUGGCGUUGUCCUUCUUGUCAAACCCCACAAACAGAAACAUCUUUGCAAUACACGUGUUGGUGUGGUAAGCAAGAUGAACCUGAGUCUAUCAAAGGUUUGACACCUCAUUCUUGUGGCGAGCCUUGCGGUAGAACUCGAGGUCAGGAUUGUGUGCAUCCAUGCCCAUUACUUUGUCAUCCUGGACCUUGCCCGCCUUGCACGGCCACUGUGGAACAGUUUUGUCUCUGCGGUAAGGAAAGCAAGAUUACUCGUUGUUCUGGAAAGUCUAGAGCUCCUCAAGAAUCUUUCAGAUGCGACAAUAUUUGUGGUGAAGCCUUACCAUGUGGUAAGCAUACAUGUAAGCAGCGUUGUCAUUCAGGCUUGUGUGGCGCGUGCUAUGAACCUAUACGUGCAAGUUGCUAUUGUGGUGCUCACUCGAAAACAUAUACAUGCUCCAUCUUACCAGACCCCAUUCCUUGUGUAAAUCUCGUGGAUGGUAAUGUCACCGAAUAUGACGGCUAUUAUAGCUGCGGCAGUGAUUGUAAGCAGUAUUUUGAUUGCGGAAUUCAUAGGUGCUCCAAGGUUUGUCAUCCACGAUCAAAGAUUCAUGAACAAUGCCCUUUCUCUCCCAGUAUCGUAACGAAAUGCUUUUGUGGAAAAAAGAGUAUUUCUGACCUACUUAACGGCCGUGAGCGUGAUUCAUGUGAGGCUCCUAUUCCUACUUGUGGAAAUGUUUGUUUGAAACAACUACCUUGCGGUCAUCAAUGUAAACAAAAUUGUCAUGCGGGUCCUUGUGGAUCUUGUCAAGAAAUUGUUACAAUUCCAUGCAGAUGUCGGUUCAAUGUUGUACAAGUUUCUUGCGAUGAACUUCAGAAGGGAUAUAUACCAACUUGUGAACGAUUUUGUAGUGUAUUGCUUAGUUGCGGCCGACAUGAAUGUAACAGAAAGUGUUGUAGUGGUUACCCUAAGGCUCAAGCUCGACUUGCUUUACGUCCAAAAGGUGCUUUGCUGCGUUAUCAUCUACUUUCCGAAGAAUUUGAAGAAGAACAUAUUUGCUUACGUCCUUGCAACAAGCCAUUGGGUUGCGGUAACCAUUUCUGCCAGCAUAUGUGUCAUCGUGGCCCUUGUCCUCGAUGCUUGGAAGCUUCUUUUGAAGAACUUACUUGUACGUGUGGACGUACAAAACUGUAUCCCCCUAUACCUUGCGGUACACCUAUACCUAGCUGUCCCUAUCUUUGUACAUUACCGAAAUUAUGUGGACAUCCCCAGGUAAAGCACAACUGUCAUCCGCCAUCAGAGCCUUGUCCUUUCUGCCCGUAUCUUGUGAAGAAGUACUGUCUUUGCGGCAAACGUCUGAUGGAAAAUCAACCCUGCUCAAAAGAAAAUGUUCGUUGUGGAAUGGUUUGCGGAAAGCUGUUGGGUUGUGGAGUACAUAGAUGUGAGAAAUCAUGCCAUCGCGAAGGAGAAUGCGAGAGCGUUUGCAGGAAACCCUGUGGAGCACGUAGGUUGUAUUGUGAGCAUACUUGUGAACUUCCUUGUCAUUCUGAAAUUCCAUGUGAUCAAAAAGUGACAUGUAAAGCAAUGGUAGACGCUGUAUGUUCAUGUGGAUUGAUUAAAACUCAAGUGACUUGCGGUGCAAGUUAUGAUAAUCCUUCUCCUGAGCAUAAAACUUCCUGUACGGUAGACUGCGCAAGAGAAGAGCGCAAGCGCGUCCUAGCAGAAGCGCUGAAUAUAAAUCCUGACCGAAAAGGCAAAGAAGUUUCACGAUACACAAAGAGUCUAUUGACUUUUUACCGUGACAACAAAGAUUUUGGCAGGGAUAUCGAGUCGGCUCUUUGCGAUACAUGUGAAAACGAUAAGCCUAGUGUCAGUUUUCCUCCGAUGCAACGAGAACAGCGGUGGUUUAUUCAUGCUUUAGCAAAGCUAUAUGGGGCAGAAAGUGAAUCAUUUGAUUUUGAACCUAAACGUAACGUUAUUGUCUAUAAUAAAGGCUUGAUGAAAAACCCAGGUGUGUUUUUGAAAGAGGCAUUGGAUUAUUAUUCCCUACAUCCGACGAUGUCGUUGCAAAGCGACAAUGCCUUCAAUGAUGAGCCAGUUUCAAAUGCAAGCAAACCGGUGAGUGCACAGGAAGAAAUUUCUGAUUCUACUCAUGACGCUGAAUAUAAUGCUCUAUUUAUUACAGAUUUCCGAAAGGAAGGUGAAGUUUCCGAGGAGGAGAUCAGAAAUGCUCUGGCUGAUAUAGGUGAUUUUGAGAGCAUAGAUUGGGUUAUCUUCCAUGUAGAAAAUGGUAUCGUUAUGAAACCAUUGAGCAUUGAAGAUAUUGCUAAUGUAUUACCGCGUCUGAUUUCAUUACGAGCACUAGUAAAUCCAAGGUUGUUGACUGCAAAUAUUGCAGACCGUUGUGAUGUUUGUCAAGUGAAUGAUGAGAAUGUUGUUAGUAAGAUUCGUAUGCCGCGAAUUCGUUCUAAGAAGAAAGCAUUCCUAAAAUUGGCCCCCUCCCAAUCUUUCAGCGCAAGCAAUCCUUUUGCGGCUUUGGAAAGAGACAUUAACUAAGCAUAGUUGGAAGUUGAUAAACUUUGCUAUAUAUUUAUUAAAAGUUCAUCAAAUGAACUGAGAAAUGGCUUUCUUUUUUGAAUAGUGGAAUGUUCAGUGAGCUACUCACUCGGGAAGUUAUGCUUAAUGAAUAGAUUAAUUUUUUGUUGAACAUUAUGUUCUAGAUUUCUAAGAAAAAAAAUAAAAAAGGGAAUAUGCUUCUUUGUUCUAGC
This is a messenger RNA of Schizosaccharomyces octosporus yFS286, 3567 nucleotides long. Its product is annotated as shuttle craft like transcriptional regulator. Gene Ontology annotation, cellular component: nucleus. Bases 47 to 3355 code for a protein of 1102 amino acids. The transcript has a single exon. Gene Ontology annotation, biological process: negative regulation of transcription by RNA polymerase II. The record is from RefSeq and is a predicted model, not a curated record. Gene Ontology annotation, molecular function: RNA polymerase II transcription regulatory region sequence-specific DNA binding; DNA-binding transcription factor activity, RNA polymerase II-specific; zinc ion binding. Lineage: Eukaryota; Fungi; Ascomycota; Schizosaccharomycetes; Schizosaccharomycetales; Schizosaccharomycetaceae.